AUGGGUCUCGCGUUUUCCAAGAUUUUCGACAAGCUGUGGGGGAAGAAGGAGAUGAGAAUCCUGAUGGUCGGUCUCGAUGCCGCCGGUAAAACCACGAUUCUCUACAAGCUCAAGCUCGGUGAAAUCGUCACGACCAUUCCCACCAUUGGCUUCAACGUCGAGACGGUCGAGUACAAGAACAUCCAGUUCACCGUCUGGGACGUCGGUGGCCAGGACAAGAUCCGCCCUCUCUGGAGGCAUUACUUCCAGAACACCCAGGGCAUCAUCUUCGUCGUCGACAGCAACGACCGCGACCGUAUCGUCGAGGCCCGUGAGGAGCUCCAGCGCAUGCUCAACGAGGAUGAGCUGCGCGAUGCCAUCCUGCUCGUCUUUGCCAACAAGCAGGAUCUUCCUAACGCCAUGAACGCCGCCGAGAUCACCGACAAGCUUGGUCUUCACAGCCUGAGACAACGCGCUUGGUACAUCCAGUCUACCUGCGCCACGUCUGGUGACGGUCUGUACGAGGGUCUCGAGUGGCUCGCCACCACCCUCCGUAAGGCCGGUCACCAGUAA
Purpureocillium takamizusanense is the source of this 552-nucleotide messenger RNA. RefSeq names its product Arf GTPase arf1 (gene ARF1). Gene Ontology annotation, molecular function: GTPase activity; GTP binding. The coding region runs from base 1 to 552 and encodes 183 amino acids. NCBI's taxonomy places the organism in Eukaryota, Fungi, Ascomycota, Sordariomycetes, Hypocreales, Ophiocordycipitaceae. The transcript has 4 exons. Gene Ontology annotation, cellular component: cytoplasm; plasma membrane. The record is from RefSeq and is a predicted model, not a curated record. Gene Ontology annotation, biological process: intracellular protein transport; vesicle-mediated transport.